Messenger RNA from Heterocephalus glaber (naked mole-rat), 4281 nucleotides. Lineage: Eukaryota; Metazoa; Chordata; Mammalia; Rodentia; Bathyergidae. The record is from RefSeq and is a predicted model, not a curated record.
CAGCUCUCGCGAGAGCGGAGGUGGCUGACGCGCGGGAGGGCGGUCGCGUUGCGGGCGCGGGCGGGUGUGUUUGAAUCUGGUCCGAGCGCGGGAAGCCGCGGGUCCUGGAGGAGGUGAGCGCCGAGGGCGAGCCAGGUUGAAUAACAAGAGGACUUUAAGGUGAGAUCUUCUAAGAGAAAAGACCCUGUAGCAAGGGAGAGUUUUAGAAUUCCGCCACUGGGAAGGGGAUCAGCCUGUUUUCCUGUGGAAUUAACUCAGAUCUGCCUGUGCCAGCAUCUAGCUAAGAUACUGAAGAAGGAUAGAAGGUUUAAAAGCCAAAUGCCAUUUGAACAGUUUCAUCUGUCAUGGAAAAACGGGAGGCAUUUGUACAGGCAGUGUCUAAGGAGCUGGUUGGAGAGUUUUUGCAAUUUGUUCAACUUGAUAAAGAUGCCUCUGAUCCUUUCAGUCUGAAUGAGUUAUUAGAUGAAUUGUCAAGGAAACAAAAAGAAGAAUUAUGGCAAAGACUGAAGAAUUUAUUAACAGAAAUGUUGCUAGAAAGCCCAGUGGAUGGGUGGGAGAUAGUAGAAGUCCAGGCUGAAGAUAAUAUGGAAACGGAGCAAGGUCCAAAGAUGAAAAAAAACAUAGAAAUAAUUCAUGCAAUUACAUCUGUGAUUCUGGCUUCUAUCUCUGUAAUAAAUGAAAGUGAGAACUAUGAGGCCCUCCUGGAAUGUGCUGUCAUACUGAAUGGCAUUCUGUAUGCGCUGCCGGAAUCUGAGAGGAGCCUUCGGAGCUCCAUCCAAGCCCUGUGCGUCAGGUGGUGGGAGAAGGGCCUGCCUGCCAAGGAAGACAUGGGGAAGACGGCUUUUGUCAUGCUGCUGAGGAGGAGUCUGGAAACCAAAGCUGGUGCAGAUGUGUGUCGGCUCUGGCGUGUACAUCAGGCUUUAUAUUGCUUUGAUUAUGACUCAGAGGAGAGUAGAGAAAUUAAAGAUAUGCUGCUUGAGUGCUUCAUAAAUGUUAGUUACAUCAGGAAAGAAGAGGGAAGAAGAUUUCUUAGUUCUCUCUUCAAUUGGAAUAUAAACUUUAUUAAAAUGAUUCAUGGAACCAUUAAAAACCAGUUACAAGGAUUACAAAAAUCUUUGAUGGUGCACAUUGCAGAAAUUUAUUUCAGAGCUUGGAAAAAGGCUUCGGGAAAAAUAUUAGAGGCUAUUGAAAAUGACUGCAUCCAGGACUUGAUGUUCCAUGGCAUCCACCUUCCAAGGAGGUCUCCGGUGCACUCCAAAGUACGGGAGGUAUUGAGUUACUUUCAGCAUCAAAAGAAUGUUCGCCAGGGAGUGGAAGAGAUGCUGUAUAGAUUAUAUAAGCCCAUCCUUUGGAGAGGACUAAAGACCAGAAACUCUGAAGUUCGAUCAAAUGCUGCUUUGUUGUUCGUUGAGGCAUUUCCUGUUCGAGAUCCUAACUUCCAUGCUCAGGAGAUGGAUAGUGAAAUUCAGAAACAGUUUGAAGAACUGUAUAGCCUUCUAGAAGAUCCUUAUCCGAUGGUCCGUUCCACAGGAAUCCUUGGUGUUUGUAAAAUAACGUCCAAAUACUGGGAAAUGAUGCCCCCCACCAUUCUCAUUGACCUCCUGAAGAGAGUGACUGGGGAGCUGGCGUUUGAUACUAGCUCAGCUGACGUGCGUUGCUCUGUCUUUAAGUGUCUGCCGAUAAUUUUGGAUAACAAACUGAGCCACCCUUUAUUGGAACAGCUGUUGCCAGGACUCAGAUACAGUCUCCAUGACAACUCAGAGAAAGUGCGAGUGGCUUUUGUGGAUAUGCUGCUGAAAAUCAAAGCUGUGCGGGCUGCAAAGUUUUGGAAAAUAUGCCCCAUGGAGCACAUUUUGAUUCGUCUGGAAACGGAGUCUCGACCUGUAUCUCGGCGCCUGGUGAGCCUCAUCUUCAACUCCUUCCUGCCUGUGAACCAGCCAGAGGAGGUCUGGUGUGAGCGCUGUGUCACGCUGAUCCAGAUGAAUCCUGCAGCUGCCCGGAGGUUCUAUCAGUAUGCCCACGAGCACACCGCCUGUACCAACAUAGCAAAGCUGAUCCACGUUAUUCGCCACUGCUUGAACUCCUGUGUCCAGAGAGCAUUAAGAGAGCAUCAGGAGGACCAAGAGGAACGGGAGAAGGAGAAUGUGAGCGUUCUGGACAAAACACUGUCGGUAAAUGAUGUUGGGUCCAUGGCAGGUUUACUAGAAAUCAUUGUUAUUCUCUGGAAGAGCAUCCAUAGAAGUCUGGAAAAUAAUAAAGAGGCCAAAGUUUAUACUGUUAACAAGUUUGCUUCUGUGUUUCCAGAGUAUCUGAAAGUAUUUAAGGAUGAUCGCUGCAAGAUCCCUUUGCUCAUGCUGACGUCCUUCCUGCCAGCAUCUGCCGUCCCACCAUUCAGCUGUGGGGUGAUCUCCACCUUGAGGAGCCAGGAGGAGGGCACUGCAGACAAGAGCUACUGCACCUUGCUGGACUGCCUGUGCUCCUGGGGACAAGUGGGGCAUGUCCUGGAGCUCAUCGAUGACUGGCUGCCGGGGGAGCAGCCCCAGGCCAAGAAUAAGCGUAAAGUGCAGAUCCAGGACACAUGCCCAGUGAAGCCUGAAUUGGCCCUGGUUUACAUGGAGUACUUGCUAACCCAUCCAAAGAAUCGAGAGUGUCUGCUCUCCGCACCCCGGAGGAAACUCAGCCAACUUUUGAAAGCACUUGAGUUGUCAAAGGCAGACCUGGAGUCAUUUCUGCGGUCACCAGGUGGGAAGCCCCCAAACUUCAGUGAGUCUGCUGCCCUGCAAGCCUUCAGCCUCCACUGCCGGUUGAGCGUCCAUCUUGAGCACAAGUUCUCCUCAGAAGGGAAAGUCCAUCUAUCUGUCUUGGAAAACACUGGGUUUUGGUUAGAAAGCAAAGUUUUGUCUUUAAUUCAAGACCAAGAAGAAGAACACCUGAAGCUCCACAGGAUUGUCUAUCAGCAAAUCAUCCAGACCUACCUGACUGUGUGUAAAGAUGUUGUCAUGGUCGGCCUUGGAGAUCUAAAGUUUCAGAUACAGCUUCUGCAGCGGAGUCUUACAGUCAUGCAAACAGUAAAAGGAUUUUUUUAUGUGUCAUUACUUCUUGGCAUUCUGAAAGAGCUCACUGGAAGUUCCUUGAUUCAGGAAAGAGAUUCAGGUGAAGAAGUUCCAGUGCUGUUUGACACAGUCCAGAAAGUGUUUCAGAAAAUGUUGGAAUCCAUGGCACGGAGCUUCAAGAAGCAACCAGAAGAAGGCCUUCGGCUCCUUUAUUCUGUGCAGCUCCCCCUGCAUGAGUUCAUAACCACUGUGCAGACGUGGCACAAGGACAGUCCAGUCCACCGGGGCAUGCUUUCUACUCUGAUCGCGGCACCUGUGGUUGAGAUCAGCCACCAGCUGCGGAAGGUUUCUGAUGUAGAAGAGCUAACCCCACCAGAGUGUCUAGCUGACCUUCCACCAUUUUCAAGGUGUUUAAUAGGAAUAAUAAUGAAGUCUUCGAACGUGGUCAGGUCAUUUUUGAGUGAGUUAAAGGCAUGUGUGACAUCUGGCGAUAUUGAAGGCAUUGUUUGCCUUACUGCAGUUCUGCACAUUAUUUUGGUUAUUAACAAAGGUAAACACAGAAGUUCAGAAGUGAAGGAGGCUGCAGCCACUGUCCACAGAAAGCUAAAGACAUUCAUGGAGAUUACACUGGAAGAGGACAGCCUCGAAAGCACAUUACUCACCAAAAGGAUAUCCAGAGCAGAGGUGGCUGUGAGGAUCAGGCUCUGCGUCCAGUGGUCCCUCGAGCACUGUCACAAGGGCAGCUGUGCUGCUGAUGGCAGGAAGGAUGGGCAGUGGCCCAGAGAGCUAAUGCGAAGGAAACUCCCCAGAGGGUGUAAGACUUCAGUGAUUACCUUAUGUUGACUGACAGGUUUCUUUAUGAGUCAUCCAUGAGGACUUUGGGAGAACUUCUGAAUUCCUGACCAAGCCCCCAUCUUUGGAUAUGGAGAAGUGGGAAAAGGACUCACAAAAGUGAAAUGUGUGUGUGUUUUCCUGGUUAUUAAUGUUGAUAAUAGGGUAGGGUGAGAAGCGGGUAUGAGCUGAGAACUCAGAAGUUCCUGAAGGUUUGCUCAGUGCCUGCAUAGAUAAUGUAUUUCACAUAGAGGAUUCUAGGUGCCAAUGGUGCUGAAAUCCAUGGUGCAAAGAAACAAAAGGACACUUUUCCAACAAAUUUGGUUAUUUUAAAAAUGACUUUUUAUAUAUAUGCAAUAUUUCUUGCAGACAGUAAUAAAGCAAUGCUUCAUUUAAA